Messenger RNA from Sinocyclocheilus grahami, 2829 nucleotides. Its product is annotated as GTPase IMAP family member 8-like. The record is from RefSeq and is a predicted model, not a curated record. Gene Ontology annotation, molecular function: GTP binding. Lineage: Eukaryota; Metazoa; Chordata; Actinopteri; Cypriniformes; Cyprinidae. The transcript has 3 exons. Bases 218 to 2389 code for a protein of 723 amino acids.
GUCUGAUGAAGAACGUGAUUCACAGGAUCUGAGGAUUGUGUUAUUGGGAGCCUCUGAAGCUGGAAAGAGUCCAACAGCAAAUUGAAUAUUGGGUCGAGAGGCGUUUAAAGAGAGCAGAACCCGAGAGAGUGAGAAACAGACAGGAAGAGUAGAAGACAGAAACAUCUCCAUCAUCGACACGCCAGGAUUCUUCAACACUCAACUGACUGAUGAAGAGAUGAAGAAUGAAAUGAUGAAGAGUAUGUACCUCUGUUAUCCGGGUCCUCACGUGUUCCUGCUCGUCAUCAACCUGGAGACCUUCAGAGAGGAGCAGAGGAACCUCGUGGAGCAAAUUCAGGAGAACUUUGGAGAGGAAGCGUUGCUGUUCACAAUGGUGCUGUUUAUUGGACGAGAAAAAGUAUCCAGAAGAGAAUUUAAUCAAAUCAUUGCAAGUGAAGAAACACAGAAAAUACUGAACUAUUUUGAGGGAAGAUUUCAUGUGAUAAACAGCAAAAGUGAAUGUGAUUCCAGCCAGAUCAUAAAGCUCCUGAAGAAUAUUGAUGAAAUGGUGAAGAGUAAUGGAGGACAAAACUACAGCAAUGAGAUCUACCUGAAGAAUCAGAGAAAACUCAGAGAGCAGAAAGAGAGAAUUAAACAAGCAGAAAAGAGACUAAAACAAGAAGAAGAGAGAAUGAAACACGAGCAGGUGAGGAAAAUACACAUGGAGGUGAAGAAAAUACAGGAAGAUAGCGAUACAUGGAAGCAGAAAGGAGGGAUAAAUCAAAAGGGGGACAUAACAAUAAGAAGCAAAGAGCAGGGAAUAAAAGAUGACAAUGAGAGGAAAAAAGAUAAUGUGAGUAAGAAGAAAACCCGAUAUCUUAGAGAAAACGAAUCUGCUGUUCAGGAAAAUCUCAGGAGACAGAUGGAAAGUCGGAGAGAGAAAGAAAGAUGUAGAUGGAAACUAGAAAGAGAAAUGACACAAGAAAAUCCAUCAAGACCAGCAGAUUUGAGGAUCAUGAUUCUUGGUAAAUCUGAUGUGGGAAAGACUGCAACAGCAAACACCAUCAUGAGUAGAAAUGCGUUUAGAGCGGAGGCACAAUCUGAUACUUUAACCUGUGAGAAACAAGAUGCAGUAGUUUCUGGAAGGAAUAUCUCAAUCAUUGACACUCCUGGAUGGUUAGAUGCUCCGUGGUACAAGCACUUUCAGGAUGAACUCAAGCGUGAUAUUAAUAAAUGCUUAGAAAUGUCUGCUCCUGGUCCUCAUGUGUUUCUGCUGGUCAUCAGACUGAAUGGGAUAUACACCGAGGAGGAGAAAAACACAGUAAAAUGGAUUCAGAUGAACUUUGGAGAAGACGCAGUACGUCACACUUUUGUUGUGUUCACUCAUGUGGAUUUGCUGAAGGAUGAAUCAUUGGAUCAGUAUAUCAGAAAAAGCCCUGAUCUACAGUUGCUGAUGGACAGCUGUGGUGGCAGAUUUCACUCAUUCAACAAUCAGCACAGAAACAACCAAAAUCAGGCCACAGAACUGCUGGAGAAGAUCGAACAACUGAUUAAAGACAAUGGAGGAGAACAUUACGCCAAUGAGAAGAGCCGAAAGAAGAAACAAGAGAAGAUGAGACAUGACAAUAGUCAAGAGGACACAAAGAAGAACUUACAUGAUCUGACAAGAGAAACAGAUGAACUCUUAACACUCAUGAUGGGUCUCGAGAUGAGUGAGAUGGCUCUGAGAUUGUCACAAGUGAGAGAAAUGGCACACAACAAUCUGUCAAAACAAGAUCUGAGGAUUGUGCUGCUGGGUUUUCUUACAGCAGGUAAGAGUGCAACAGGAAACACCAUCCUGGGCAGAAAUGUGUUCAGUUCGAGUUUUAUGACAACCACCAGGAGCUGUGAGAAACAAGAAGCAGUGGUGUAUGGAAGGACCAUCUCAAUAAUAGACACUCCAGGACUGUUAGAUCCAUUCUUAUUCAGGCACAUUCAAGAUCAUAAUGAGUCUGAUGUUGAGAAAAGCUUAGAAAUGUCUGCUCCUGGUCCGCACGUGUUUCUGCUGGUGAUCGGCAUGGAAGGAUUGGCAAGUGUGGAAAAGAACCCAGUCAAAUGGUUCCAGGAGAACCUUGAAAAAGAUGCUUUAAAUCACACUGUCGUUCUUGUCACUCAUGCUGAUUUGCUGGAUGCAGUGAUUGAUGAACCUCUGAAUGAGUAUAUCAAAAAAAUCAAGGACCUAAAAUCACUGAUAGACAGCUGUGGUGGCAGAUAUCACGCAUUAAACAACAAGGACAGAAACAAUCAAGGUCAGGUCACAAAGCUGCUGGAGAAGAUUGAUGAAAUGGUACAGAGAAACGGAGGGAGGCACUACACCAGACAAAACAUCUUUAAAAGACAAGAUGAUACAGGUGGUUGUGAAAUUCAAUAAAACCCAUUAAAAAGAGGACCAUACCUGACUCUAAUUAUUGCUACAGUGGUCAUUCUGAGCAGUUUUUAAUCAGUUUUGCCUUACUGGUUUACUUCAGUUUUACAUAUUUAAGCCACCAACUGUUAUUUUAAGCAGAAAACUGGUGAAACGAUCUAACCAAGGUGUACCUACCUAUGCAUUAAGGAGAAAAAAAGUCAGGACCUAUCAAUAUUUAAUGGUUCAUUGAUUUACAAUGUAAAUAAUACUAAAUAAUGUAAUGAGUGUGUUUAUGUCACAAGCUAGUCAUUUAUAAUGGGCUACCUUGUUCCUGCUACAUCAGUACUUUUUCAUUUUCUGAAACAAAUAAUCUUUAAUAAUAAUAAAACAACUGUAACAUUUAGCUUCACAGUUUUCUCAAAUGCACUAAACUUCAGUUGUCUCACACUGUAGCUUAUUUAUAU